Amborella trichopoda is the source of this 1324-nucleotide messenger RNA. RefSeq lists its product as uncharacterized. Gene Ontology annotation, molecular function: DNA binding. NCBI's taxonomy places the organism in Eukaryota, Viridiplantae, Streptophyta, Magnoliopsida, Amborellales, Amborellaceae. The record is from RefSeq and is a predicted model, not a curated record.
UUCUUUAUUAUCCUAUCAUGAUUGACCGACUGUUCCGACUUCCGACGCAAGGCUUGGGUGCGUCAAUGCAGAAUUUAGUAAUAUAUGUAUGCGUGUGCAUGCACCACCAGAGGCGACCCUUUUAAUAGAAAGCGAGUUACAAACUCUGAAGUCCGAACAGAGAAGGGCCGCUGCUUAUAAUCCAUACACAGAGAGCGAGUUGUCGCAAUGGCAAGCCCCGUAGUUUCAGAGGGAGGCAGUAAGGUUGAAGAGCACCAUCAAGGUGCAGGCCAAGAGUUGCGGGCUCCACCUGGAUGGAAGAAGAAGAUCCUUGCAAAGAAUCCGGGGAUGCCAAGUCCAAUGGAGGUGGUUUUCAUCUCUCCUUCCGGUUCUGAGAUAAAAAAUAAGCGUCAGUUGUUUGCCUACCUGAAAUCUAAUCCUGGUGGUGCUGCCGCAGCUGACUUUGAUUGGAGCACAGGUGGUACUCGGAGGAGGUCAGCCCGGUUGAGUGAGAAGCUCGUGCUAGAGACUCCUGAAAGUGAAUCCAAGAAUACGGCGAAGCGAGCAAGGAAAUCACAUGGUUCUUCUGCCAAGAGCAAGGAGAAUGAUGAUAAGUCUUCCCAAGGGUCUGCUGAGAAGGAAUUUCAAGAGGGAUCUCUAGUACACAGCGGAGGUGAAGGGGAACAUCCUGAACUAGAUAUCCCCUCACCAGCCAAGCCGGAAACAACCAAAAUGCGAAAAGAUAAUGAUGGGGUGGAACAGAAGAAAGAGGGAGAGAAGGAGAAGCAAGAGGUCGACCUCAACCAAGGUAUGGAGCUUGAAGAGGACACUGAAAGUGUUACUUCUGCACAAGUUGAUAAGAAACCUCUGGAAGAGGCUGCAACUGCAGAUAUAAAGGAGACACCGGAAGACGAUAAGGUUGAGAGGAAAUUUUUAGAGAUCUGUGAGAAAGAAAAGGAGUGCAAAGGAGAGGAACCAAAGGCACAAGAAAAGACCUCUUUGUACCAGAACAGUGAGGCCCCAAAGCCUCCUGAGCUACUUGGUGUGAGCAGCUGAAGGGUGCUGCUCCCUUGGGAUUGUAAGUAGGUGAUAACCUUCUCUUGUAGAGAGAGAGAGAGUUGGUCUGUGAGUAGCAUGACACCGUGGUCCCUUUACAUUGCGUGGCACAGGGAAUAGGCUCAAAUAGAUAUGAUGGUAGCAGUACAUUUCUAUGUGUUAGCACUUGUGGUAUUGGUACUAGGAGGGAAUACAUGACAAAUGCGGGACUUUCUUUUCUUUUUGCUUUAUAUGGCCGAAUAAUUUUGGAUGGAUCUAUUGGGAAAGUAAAAUGUUCUUGGUUCAUGGA